Messenger RNA from Gamsiella multidivaricata, 801 nucleotides. RefSeq lists its product as uncharacterized. Bases 1 to 801 code for a protein of 266 amino acids. Gene Ontology annotation, cellular component: plasma membrane. The record is from RefSeq and is a predicted model, not a curated record. The transcript has 2 exons. Gene Ontology annotation, biological process: potassium ion transmembrane transport. NCBI's taxonomy places the organism in Eukaryota, Fungi, Mortierellomycota, Mortierellomycetes, Mortierellales, Mortierellaceae. Gene Ontology annotation, molecular function: potassium ion transmembrane transporter activity.
AUGGGCGGCGCUCAAUGGAAACGCGAGUUCGUGCAGGACCACAAGUUCGACUUUAUCAACGUGGACGACUUUGUCGAUAACUCCUGCUGGCGCCAUUUUACCUACAUGCUUGUCUUUGCAGCCAUCAUCCGCGGCAUUCUCGUCUACUGCUCCGAUAUCUUCACCGCCGCUAACUUGCUCGCCAACUCGAACGAAAAUUCCUUUGUCCCCAAAACUGGCGUCCAGCUCGAUCUCCUUGGCAAAUUGCCCUUCGACGUCUACAAAUAUCUGUUCUCGGGCUGUAUUCUCCUGGGCUUCGUGCUCUUGGGCUUGGAGAUUCGUAGGGCGAGGAUGAUCAUCGUUUCCAGAGAUAUCUCCUAUGCGUUUACGUCCCUGAUCGCCAGUCGCUAUUACACUGUGAAAUCGUAUCCACAUUUUUGCCUCUUUGCUCAGAUCAACAAUUCGAAGAAGACGGUGGAUGAGAUCGCCUUUUUCUGCUUCUUUACUUUCCGAAACUGGAAGCGACUCAUGUUGGCAGACGCACCCCGACAGGUCAUUAAUGCGACGAUUUUAUACCAGACAUUCCGAGACCACCCUGUCAACUUUAAAGAGAACGGGAUCUUUGACUGGAACAAGGUCGUUGGAGCGGACGAGUCAUUGCUGCUGAAGAAAAUUACCCUCGGGGGUAUGAUCUUCACAGUGUUUAUGUUUGCGCUCUCGUUGCUUAUGCUCAUCAGCGCGGUCAUCCUGUACAUCCCCUUGGUCAGUCAUAUUCAAGGAAAUUUGAAGGAAUUUUGUUGCCACAAGAUUGAUAAACGGUAA